This is a messenger RNA of Mobula hypostoma (lesser devil ray), 2749 nucleotides long. RefSeq names its product sec1 family domain containing 2 (gene scfd2). Lineage: Eukaryota; Metazoa; Chordata; Chondrichthyes; Myliobatiformes; Myliobatidae. Gene Ontology annotation, biological process: intracellular protein transport; vesicle-mediated transport. The transcript has 9 exons. The record is from RefSeq and is a predicted model, not a curated record. Bases 244 to 2286 code for a protein of 680 amino acids.
UGCUGCUGCAAAAGCUGAUUUUCAUGACAUUUAUACCGUGUGAUGUUCGCCUGUGACAAAAUAAAUCUGAGCUUGACACAGUCCCGCGAGGUCCCAAAUAAACAGAAUGCCUGCGUGUGCGACCGAAGUCGCGAAAUCCCAAGUCAUCAUCAAUUUGCGUCCAGUGCUAUUCUGCGUCAUCUUUGGCUGACGGUGCGUUGCUGUGUGUCAAGUUUCCUGUAGUGGUUUUUGGACUCAGAAAGCAUGAGUGAUGGAUCUGGCUUGGGGUCGAAGUUUGUGGGGGUUGCCCAUAACGUAUGGGAGAAGGUGUGUGAGAAGGUUAAAAGGGCGGUGGUGUUCAUAGACUCGGGAUGCGCUGAGAGCUUACACUGGGUCGGCGGCAUAAGUAAAUUGCUCCAGGCCGGCGCCCUCAACGUUAAAGAAUUCAGCUCCUUCGAAGCUGGCGUCCCGGAGCAAGCCAAAGCGGUUUUCGUGGUGAGCACUUUGUUAAAGGGGCGCACAGCUGAUGUCAUCCGUGAUAUUGUCACCCUAAGCUCCUUCCAGUACUGUGUGGUGAUCACCGCAGUCAGCCACUCUGUCCACCUGCUUGCCAAUAAUGUGACUGCCGAACUCGAGCAGGAGCUGGUCUUCGAGCAAUUCGGGGAGUUGUUGUGUCAGUGGAUGGGUAAUAUGAACUAUACAGGGGAGGUCAUGCACCUGCCUAUAUUACUGGCGCCUCUUGCUCCCCACCUGUUCAUCACUGCACCCUAUUCAUCCUUUUUCUCUUUUGUGCCUCAAGACCUGAAACUGCUCAAUAACACCCGGCCUGACAAAAAGAAAUUUGGAAGCCUGAAUGACGUUGAUUAUCAUUCUUUGCCUUUUGAACUUCAAAUUCAAAUCAAGUCAUUAGUUUCGUCCUUGAACUCUAUAUUUGAGCUGGUACAGCUCAAAGAGGAAUGUUUUGCAGUUGGCCCUACCAGUAGAUUAAUUGCAGGAGAACUUGCUAAUUAUCCACUGGCAAAACAGAGGAGAAAAAAUGCUCAGCAUAAAGCAUCUAUUGUCUUUAUGGAUCGAACACUUGAUCUUUCAGGUGCUGUUGCGCAUCAUGGCGAUACUCUAGUUGAGAAGAUUCUUCACAUGCUGCCCAAGUUUCCUGGGCUCACCAACGAUGUAAAGGUUAACAUGGCGGACCUAACAGCUGUCCAAAGUAAUGAAGAAACUCAAAAUAUGAUAGCGCCAGGAUGCUUAUCUCAACCGAAUGACCCUUCAGCCAAAGCUCUGUGGGAGUCCAUGUUAAACAUGAAACAUAAAGAGGCUGUGAUGGAAGUGCGGAGGCACCUAGUGGAGGCUGCUAGCAAGGAGAAUCUCCCUAUUAAGAUGAACUUGGGUAGAGUCACACCUGAACAACUCAAUUCGUUUGUGCAGUUAUUCAAGAACAAUGUGAAAGCUUUGGAAAAUCACUGUGGGCUCUUGCAACUUACCAUGGCAACAGUGCAGACUUUGGGACAUGCUUCCUACUCAAAAUGGGACAACUUUCUUGCUUUUGAAAGGCUGCUUUUGCAGACCUUGGAGCAUUCCGAUUUGUCAUGUGUUUUAACCCAACUUCUGUCCUUAAUCAAGUCCCAUGAGAAAAGGGACCCCUCUGAUUUCAACCUGGAAGAAGUUCUUGUUCUGUUGGUUUUCAUCUACUCUGUGGUAGGAGAACACAAGUUGGACAGCACAACGGAUAAAGCUGAAUGCGAGGUCAAAAAAGCCUUGUUGUGGUCAUUGUGUGCUGAACCUAAUUUACCUCAAGCACUCCAGGAAAUGACAGGUUGUUCUUCAUCAGCUGAAUUAACAUCUGACAUAGCCACUGACGUUGUGGAGCAAGUGUUUGAGACACUUCGGGGCAUAGCAAGAGCACGGGCACACAUGAAACAGUUCAAGACUUUACACAUUCCCGGUGGUAAUACCCAUCAGGCAACGUACAAACCUUUGGUGAAGCAAAUUUUGGAGGAAAUAUUUCAUCCAGACCGAACUGACACUGUGGAUAUUGAAUACAUGUCUGGUGGUUUAACUGAACUGCUGAAAACUGGAUUCAGUAUGUUCAUGAAGGUGAGCCGGCCCCAUCCCAGUGACCAUCCCUUACUAAUGGUGUUCCUUUUGGGUGGAGUCACAAUCUCAGAAGUACGAAUGAUAAGAGACCUCGUCUCAACAUACAAACCCAACUCUCAGGUGAUUGUGCUGUCCACUCGCCUACUAACACCACUUGAUGUGACUCAGCUCAUCUUUGCAAAUAACAGACUACAUCCAGAUAUUGGAGUGUAACAAAUGCAGUGUUGCUAGCCAUAAAUUUUCAACUGUUCUGCAAACUCAGAAAUCCAAGACAUCUACCUGAAUAUAUGAAAAUAAAUGGAUAUGCUGCAAAUUGCCUCCAUGCCCUUUUGUGAUAAGGGAUGACACAACAAGUCAAGUAACCUGUCUGACAUUCAAAUGAGCCAUGUAAAUAACCGUUUUUUCAUUUUUAUCAAGGCUGUGGGACUUGGCUUUCAAAGCAGUUUUUUCCAGAAUAUAUUUUUACCCUAGCUUGAAGAGUUUAGAAUUUUAUAUACACACGGUACUAGUGCUUUGAAAUAAAAACAUCAGUAUUAGAAUAAACAUACCAGGAUUUCUAGAUUACUGUUGUGCUUAGUGAAAGGAUGGUAUUCCACUCCUGAAAUCUCUGGUCAACUUCUACUUGUCUACAUGUUCAUUGUACUAACUGGGUAAGAGGCAGAGUUUGUAUUAAAUA